UUCGAAAUUCAAAUCAAACAGCAAAGAUUAACGUUGCGCGGUGAGUGUGGGGAGUGGAAAGUGGAAAGUCUCCGAAAAUGGGUUGCAAGAGAAAUGCGAAAAUCAGGAAGCUUGGAGCGGUGGUAGAUGUGUCUUCUUCCCCGGAGACUGAUUUGGAGGAUGAGCAGCAGGGCACUCCCUUAAGGCAAAUCUUUUGUCUCAAAAGGAGAGAGCAAUUGAAGGAGUUUGAUAACAAAGAGGAAUGCUUUAUCCUUGAUUUUGAUCCUUACGAUUCCUCUCGCCCUGUUUCUGAGAAUCUCGAUCCUGAGAUCGCUGUCGUCGCCGAAAAAGGCAAUGUGGCAUGUAGAGAUUUCCCACAUGCAAGGUAUGUGUGUGUGGAGUUUCCCUAUGGCACUACACCUCAUGAGAAGCACUGUAAACUGUGCUAUUGCUAUGUGUGCGAUGUCGCUGCUCCAUGUAAUCUUUGGACCCACGGAACAUAUCCACAUUGUCACGCAGUAAACACCGAAGGUUGGAAACAUCAGCGACGGGAAACGAGGAAGCAAGCGAGGAUACAACCUUAAGCAAAGGUCGCGUGUCUUUAUCCUUCACUGUCCAGCAUUUUGUGUGCUUUUACAAGUCAACAGGGCAUUUUAGGUCUAGUCUUGUCUUUGUCCUGUAUUGUUGGCCGUUUGGACCGUGAAGUUUUAGCUAUAAACGUAGAGGUAUAUGCGGUGCAGCCAUUCCUCUAACUUAGUUUCUUUGUAGAUAUUUUUGAACGCUAAUAUGAAAUUGGUGGAUGGAAGAAAGAUUAUUCCUUG
Ipomoea nil (Japanese morning glory) is the source of this 800-nucleotide messenger RNA. RefSeq lists its product as uncharacterized. Lineage: Eukaryota; Viridiplantae; Streptophyta; Magnoliopsida; Solanales; Convolvulaceae. The record is from RefSeq and is a predicted model, not a curated record. The coding region runs from base 78 to 563 and encodes 161 amino acids. The transcript is spliced from 3 exons.